AAAUCAGGACAGAAUACGGUUGCAGCAGAGUAAUCUACAAAUUAGAAACAACAGGACUUAAAUGUACUCUGCAGCUGAAAUUCAGCGAGUCCUGGAAUGGGAGUGGCAAAGGGGUAGUAAAAUAGGUAGAGUGCUUUAGGAAACAAGUAGAGACAUUUUCAGUGGCCCCACGCAGACUUUGUCCGGGUUGCUGGAAGAGCAACAGACUGGAUCGCCUGCCAACAGGAAGAAUGCUCCUUCCCUCUGGAGGGCUUUCUCUCUCCCCUCCAGGCCUCCGGGGGACCGAAGCAGCCAGGAGUUGUUUCAUUCGCCUCUGCAGGGACCGGGAGGGCGGAGGCUGGGAUUUGCAGAAGGUCAGCGGUGGCCACGCUCCGCGGGAGUCUGGAAGCUCACCGCGUCCCUGAGCGCGCUCUUUCUGUUCAGCUGCUGCCCCGAGGCUCGUUACAGCAGCCUGCGCUCCAAGCUCAGUCGCAAAGAAGCCAUGGAGAAGUCCAAGGGCCGACUGUACCUUUGGAUGUGCUUGGCUGCAGCUCUGGCGUCUUUCCUGGCAGGAUUUUUGGUGGGGUGGUUUAUUAAGCCUCUCAAAGAAACGACCACUUCACUGCGCUAUCAUCAAAGUAUACGGUGGAAUCUGGUAUCCGAGAUGAAAGCUGAAAAUAUUAAAUCAUUUCUUCGUUCUUUUACAAAGCUCCCUCAUCUGGCAGGAACAGAACAAAAUUUAUUGCUCGCCAAGAAAAUUCAAACCCAGUGGGAGAAAUUUGGACUGGAUUCGGCCAAGCUGGUUCACUAUGAUGUUCUCCUAUCUUACCCUAAUGAGACAAACGCCAACUAUAUAUCAAUCAUGGAUGAACGUGGAAUUGAGGGAGAUUGUAUAUGUAAACUAUGCUCGUACUGAAGAUUUUUUCAAACUUGAAAGAGAAAUGGGCAUCAAUUGCACUGGAAAGAUUGUUAUUGCAAGAUACGGGAAAAUCUUCAGAGGAAAUAAAGUUAAAAAUGCCAUGUCAGCAGGAGCCAUAGGAAUCAUCCUGUACUCAGAUCCAGCUGACUACUCUGCCCCGGAAGUACAACCAUAUCCCAAAGGAUGGAACCUUCCUGGAACUGCAGCUCAGAGAGGGAACGUGUUAAAUUUGAAUGGUGCUGGUGACCCGCUCACUCCAGGCUAUCCAGCUAAAGAGUACUCCUUUAGACUUGAUGUUGAAGAAGGAGUGGGAAUGCCCCAAAUCCCUGUACAUCCCAUUGGCUAUAAUGAUGCAGAAAUAUUAUUACGCCAUAUGGGAGGAACUGCUCCGCCAGAUGACAACUGGAAGGGAAGUCUGAAUGUGGAUUACAAUAUCGGGCCUGGCUUCAUAGGGCAUGAUUCUUUCAGGAAGGUUAAAAUGCAUGUUCAUAACACCAAUAAAAUUACAAGGAUUUAUAACGUAAUUGGAACUAUCAGAGGAUCUGUGGAACCUGACAGGUAUGUUAUUCUGGGAGGUCAUCGGGACUCCUGGGUGUUUGGAGGUAUUGACCCAACCACUGGGACUGCUGUUUUACAAGAAAUCGUUCAGAGUUUUGGAAAGAUGAUGAGUAGAGGUUGGAGACCUAGAAGAACUAUCAUUUUUGCCAGCUGGGAUGCAGAAGAAUUUGGACUUCUGGGUUCCACAGAAUGGGCUGAGGAGAAUGCAAAAACACUCCAGGAGAGAAGCAUUGCUUACAUCAACUCAGAUUCAUCAAUAGAAGGCAAUUAUACUCUCAGAGUUGACUGUACACCCCUUCUUUACCAAUUGGUGUAUAAACUGACAAAAGAGAUCUCCAGCCCUGAUGAUGGUUUCAAGGGUAGAUCUCUUUAUGAAAGCUGGUUGGAAAAGGACCCUUCAUCUGAAAAUAAAAAUUUUCCUAGAAUCAACAAGCUGGGAUCUGGAAGUGAUUUUGAAGCUUAUUUUCAGAGACUAGGAAUUGCUUCAGGCAGAGCCCGUUACACUAAGAAUAGGAAAACAGAUAAGUACAGCAGUUACCCAGUAUACCAUACAAUUUAUGAGACAUUUGAACUGGUAGAGAAUUUUUAUGACCCCACAUUUAAAAAACAACUUUCUGUGGCUCAAUUACGAGGAGCACUGGUUUAUGAGCUUGCAGACUCUCCAAUCAUUCCUUUCAACAUUCAAGACUAUGCAAAAGCUUUGAAAAACUAUGCAACGAGUAUUUACAAUUUAUCCAAGAAACAUGACCAACAAUUGAGAGACCAUGGAGUAUCAUUUGAUUCCUUAUUUUCUGCUGUGAAAAAUUUCUCAGAAGCUGCUUUAGAUUUUCAUAGAAGACUUACAGAAGUUGAUCUUAAUAAUCCCAUUGCAAUAAGAAUCAUGAAUGACCAAUUGAUGCUCCUGGAAAGAGCAUUCAUCGAUCCCCUCGGUUUACCAGGGAGGCAGUUCUACAGGCACAUCAUCUUUGCUCCAAGUAGGCACAACAAAUAUGCUGGAGAGUCAUUUCCAGGGAUCUAUGAUGCUAUGUUUGAUAUUGAAAAUAAAGCAGACCCACAUUCAGCCUGGAAAGAAGUAAAGAAACACAUUUCUAUUGCAGCCUUUACAAUUCAAGCAGCAGCAGGGACCCUGAAAGAAGUGGUACAGUAAGAUCUCAGCCAAGUGGCUAGUCAAUAAAAGUGUUACUGAAAGUCCGA
This is a messenger RNA of Pteropus alecto (black flying fox), 2650 nucleotides long. Its product is annotated as N-acetylated-alpha-linked acidic dipeptidase 2. Bases 789 to 2603 code for a protein of 604 amino acids. Gene Ontology annotation, molecular function: carboxypeptidase activity. Lineage: Eukaryota; Metazoa; Chordata; Mammalia; Chiroptera; Pteropodidae. The record is from RefSeq and is a predicted model, not a curated record. The transcript has 18 exons.